Molecule: messenger RNA, 1591 nt
Organism: Topomyia yanbarensis
Lineage: Eukaryota; Metazoa; Arthropoda; Insecta; Diptera; Culicidae
Exons: 7
Coding region: 220-1497 (425 amino acids)
Source: RefSeq, a predicted model, not a curated record
UGUUAGUUACGUUUUGAUCGCGGGAUGGUGAUUACGCGUUCGGUUUUUCUAUUGUUUUUUCUUUUGUUCUAAUAUAUUAUACAAACAUGUAAUAUAAACGUGUUAACCAACUAUGACAUUCGUUUAUCUGUCGACCAACAACACCAGAGACUACUGAUACAUUUUCCGGUUGUUUAUUGUUUUCUUUUAUCAAGUGUUGUCACAUUAAGGUUUUUAAAAAUGGUCUUCGCAAAUUAUAGUGUAUUUCGUGCAUUCGCCAUAUUUGCCGGAGUUUUUGGAAUAUUUCAAUCGCUGGUGUGGAUCGCAUUUGCGAUUACUGGAAUUAUUGCCUACUACUGCGAUAUGGAUUUAUCCGGCCAGACCGGCACGCUGGGAUCUUUACUGACGAUGACCUUCUUUCAUCAGUAUUUCGAAGGUACCUGCACGCAAACAAACAUUCCAGCAAUUGACAUGACGGCAGUCCGGGAACUCAACCUGCUCUCGCCGGGCGAUUUACACGCCUGGGUAUGGGUCUAUCUAAUACUGCAUGUCUUCUGGGCCAUCUGCUCUCUUUUAUUGCUAACCAAUGCUCGAAAGAAGUAUGUGCGGUACAUUAAUAUUUUCUUGUACAUCUGGAUCAUUUUCACCAUUAUAAUAAGCGUCCUUGAUCUGGCGCUAGGUAUACAGUUUGCUGUAGACUAUGAUACAAUAAUUCAUGCCCUAUUUCUGCGCCCUUACCCAGGUGCGACUGCCGCUGACCAAACACUCCUUAUGGCAGUAACUGUUUCCGGCAUCAUGAUGGUAAUGGCAUUCCGCGGAUGGAUAUUCUGGCUUGUCAAUGUGGGCCUUGCCGUUUACAUGUUUACACAAACCAUCGUAAUCUACGAUUACAACCAGUUGCGGAGAAAGAGUGGCAUGACCAACGGAGCAUUCGUAGGGGAUAAUGGAGGACUACGGCGAGCACCGAUUGAUGCUUACGAUAUGAGUCAACCUCGCCAGGAAGAGCCUCGGAAACAGUACAUCCCACCGAGUAAUUAUCGUCGCCCACUAGAACGAAUUAGCGAACAACCACAUGAUACCAUUGCUGAACGACCUGUGCAACAGCAGGACUGGUCCAACAACCAAAGAACAUACACACCGCAGCCAAGCACUUCAGCUUCGAGAACUUUCGAACCUUUACAAAGACAGCAAUCGUUCACCGAACCGGAAGAAAUUCGACCAGAACCGCCGAAACCAAUUCCACCACCUCCACCACCGAAAAAUUUCAACAUGAACACCGUGGUCAGGCGGGACGCCGCAGCAGCCAAGGUCGCACAGGAACUGAACUAUCGGAACAGUUUCAACGUUACGAACGGAACACCCGGCAGCGGACUCCGGACGUUUGGUGCUGCUCCGGCUACUGGAAAUGAAGGAGACGUACCGACAUCUACAAACUACAGUCCUCCGAUGCCGCGGGUGAAUCCGUUCGAAAAUCGUCCACCCUUGCGAUCCGUGUUACGAAAUUCGAGAUAUCAGUAACAAAACCGAACGAAAACCGAUCGAUCGUUCGGGGAGCUGGAAAUCUGUGUAAAUGCAACUAACUCGUAUAUAUUUUAUUAUAGUGGUUAAUAAA